AUCGUUUCAGUGAUAUUUAUUUGAUAAAAUCGGUGCUAAAGAGCACGGCAAAUGGGGAGAACCGCGGUUCUUGUUGUGCUUGUAGUACAGUAAAAAAAUUUAGUGGGAUAUUUGUCUAAUAGUUCCUAAAAUCACUUAUAUUAAAUGGAAAUCCAGUAUUAAUACAUAAGCAGUUGUGCAUGUGCAAAAUUGCUGGCUCGCGUCCGCAAGCUGCAAAGAUCACUGCUCGCACAGACUGCUGUGUAUCCGUAACUUCCUUUUUGAUUUUUGUACAUAAUUAUUAGUUUGGGUGCACAUUCCGAACGUUCUACUUAAUCAGAUUUCUUAUAAAAAUUUAUCACGAUGUUCUCUUUUACCCGAUUGCAGUGUUUUCAGACGAUACUUGUCGGCAUUGUCACCACUCUAAAUCCUUUGGAUCGCUUUUCUACGAGAACCAUCUUACCCGAUACAUUUCUCAAUAUUUUUGCCAAUGGAAAAGACAAAAUCAACCACAUUCGAGCAUUAUCGAGCAUUUUUGAUAUUCCCGAUAUUAUCAGCUUGACAAGUGGCAAUACGGUUGAGUUCCGGCAAAAGAAAGACACUUACGAAUAUUGCGUAACGCUCCAAAACGCCCCAAAAUACGAAGCAGAUGAACUGCAAUUUUGCAUUCCGUUUAAAAUAAAUCAAAGGACGUCCUCUCAUGUAGCGUUUCGACCACUUCGGGUGAUGUUCAGCUUCGUUAACGAAAGCCUUCAAGCCAUCAUACAACGCGAUACACUAAUGCAGAAUCCGUCACCAUGCGCUAGUGCGGAAGCGAUAAUCCUUUUCACUCCGCACAAAGCAGGGAUAGAAGUGAGCUUUAACGGCCUGCCUAAAGCCGUGUACCGACCAACACCAAGAUGGUACAUGCUAGGCGCUUUCCAAAUCGAUUUGAAAAGUUCGGUUCUGGAUAAACUAGAUAUUGUCAACGGCAGUUUGCAGAAGAUUUCUGAGGUGUCAAGCCGCAGCGGUUUUUGGUCGUUUCAAUCCGAAUACGAUCAUCCAAAUGAAUUCAUCACAGUGUUUACGCACGGUCCGGCCCAAUCUGGUACUUAUAAGUCCGUGGUGACGGCUGGCGGGUCACUGCAUGAUGAGAUCGCUUUUGGCAACUGGACAUCGACCGUAGUAGAAUCGACACCAACGUCGACCGUCCUACUGUCAACAUUUAUAAUGACCAACGCUUAUUCCGUAUCCCGAACGGUAUACGAAUGGAAUACCGUCACUCAGAACAUUACCGUUAACAACGACACCGUGACAUUGGUUUACAAACGUACAUUGCCCUGGCCGUAUUACGGCACUUACGUGGAGACUGAAAAAUCUGCUACUGCGAACAAACAUUCUAGAUCUUCACAGGGGCUCACCUGCCGCAGCAACGUAGAUUCUGAUCCAGUACCCUGUAACCAAUUAACACCAAAGCUAACGAUUUCCCACGGUCCAAACAGCCGAGAUAUUUUGUGGUUUGAUGAAGGAAACCGGAACGCCACUUACCGCUUUCGAAUUAACGGAAGUUUUGAUUUGCUCUCGUCCAGCGGCUCCGUGAUACUGGGUUCGAUGGGGCUGGACAUCGAUGGGGAUUUGACCUUUAAGCUGAAUGCAAGCAGUGUCUCUGAAAGUGGCUUUAAAAAGGACUCCACCAUUCGGAUGUCGAUGGAUUACUUUAGCGAUCCUUUUCCGACACUGAACGUGGCAUAUCAAGAAGCAAGGCGGUCCGUACCAUGGACAAGACAGUUUCGCCGCGUGAUUUCACCUUUAGUUUUGAAGAAGUUUAAGAGUGCUGAGACGGGAACAUCGCAGUAUUACACCAGUCUGGAAAUCGUGCAGCUGUCCGAGCACCAGUUUCAUUUCUCCAGCCGCAUCUUCUACGGUUCCUCUUUCAUCUCUUUCAACUUUAGUUUUAACACGCCGGUCUUUAUGUUAGAAAAUAACCAUAAUAUGCCGGGCGUGGUGGAAUAUGCAGAGAUGGAUGGUAAAGUGAUUGUCACCAUCUAUUCGUUAAGAGAUUACUAUGCCCUGGGAGAUCACUAUGCCCUCCAUCCGAAAAGGGAGAAAAUGCACGAAAUGAUUUUUGAGGAUAACGGGGUGAACAUGUACCACUGCUCCCCAGUGUGUUCUCACGGAGGUUUUCUAGUUGCUGAGCACGACUGAUAGAAUAGAAAUUAUUAUAGCGCUUGGCUUGAUUUUAGGCCCUACCGCACCUUUGAUUUACCGAUACAAUACGAUAACACCCACAGAUUGUUUUCUAUGAUAAGCCGAUAUUUGCAGUGUUGUGGUGUACAACGAUACCAGGGAAGUUACUCUUGGCGUUUAAAAAUCAAAGCCAAACUUCUUGCCGGAAAUUGCACCAUAUACGAGUGCGCACUAAAUAU
Molecule: messenger RNA, 2384 nt
Organism: Paramacrobiotus metropolitanus
Lineage: Eukaryota; Metazoa; Tardigrada; Eutardigrada; Parachela; Macrobiotidae
Exons: 13
Coding region: 343-2163 (606 amino acids)
Source: RefSeq, a predicted model, not a curated record